UCCAUCUCGCGAGAAGCAAGGCGCGCCAGGCUCGGCGGCCCGGAACCGGCCUGGGAGCAGCGGCGGAGCCUGAGGCCGCUCGCCCUCCCGCCCCAUGGAGCGGCCUCCGGGGCUGCGGCCGGGCACGGGCGGGCCCUGGGAGAUGCGGGAGCGGCUAGGCACCGGCGGCUUCGGGAACGUCUGUUUGUAUCAGCAUCGGGAACUUGAUCUCAAAAUAGCAAUUAAGUCUUGUCGCCUAGAACUAAGUACUAAGAACAGAGAACGGUGGUGCCAUGAAAUCCAAAUCAUGAAAAAGUUGAAUCAUGCCAAUGUUGUAAAGGCCUGUGAUGUUCCUGAGGAAUUGAAUUUUUUGAUUAAUGAUGUUCCUCUUCUAGCAAUGGAGUACUGUUCUGGAGGAGAUCUCCGGAAGCUGCUCAACAAACCAGAAAAUUGUUGUGGACUUAAGGAAAGCCAGAUACUAUCUUUAUUGAGUGAUAUAGGGUCUGGGAUUCGAUAUUUGCAUGAAAACAAAAUUAUACAUCGAGAUCUAAAACCUGAAAACAUAGUACUUCAGGAUGUUGGUGGAAAGAUAAUGCAUAAAAUAAUUGAUCUGGGGUAUGCCAAAGAUGUUGAUCAAGGAAGUCUGUGUACAUCUUUUGUGGGAACACUGCAAUAUCUGGCCCCAGAGCUCUUUGAGAAUAAGCCUUACACAGCCACGGUUGACUACUGGAGCUUUGGGACCAUGGUUUUUGAGUGCAUUGCUGGAUAUAGGCCUUUUCUGCAUCACCUACAGCCAUUCACAUGGCAUGAGAAAAUCAAGAAGAAGGAUCCAAAGUGUAUAUUUGCAUGUGAAGAGAUGACAGGAGAAGUUCGGUUUAGUAGCCAUUUACCUCAACCCAAUAGCCUCUGUAGUUUAAUAGUAGAACCUAUGGAAAACUGGCUACAGUUGAUGCUGAAUUGGGACCCUCAGCAGAGAGGGGGACCUGUUGACCUAACUUUGAAGCAGCCAAAAUGUUUCAUAUUAAUGGAUCACAUUCUGAAUUUGAAGAUAGUACACAUCCUAAAUAUGACUUCUGCAAAGAUAAUCUCUUUUCUGUUACCACCUGAUGAAAGUCUUCAUUCACUACAGUCUCGUAUUGAGCGUGAAACUGGAAUAAGUACCGGUUCUCAAGAGCUGCUUUCAGAGACAGGAAUUUCUUUGGAUCCUCGAAAACCAGCAUCUCAGUGUGUGCUAGAUGGAGUUAGAGGCUGUGAUAGCUAUAUGGUUUAUUUGUUUGAUAAAAGUAAGACUGUAUAUGAAGGGCCAUUUGCUUCCAGAAGUUUGUCUGAUUGUGUAAAUUAUAUUGUACAGGACAGCAAAAUACAACUUCCAAUUAUACAGCUCCGUAAAGUAUGGGCUGAAGCUGUGCACUAUGUGUCUGGGCUGAAGGAGGAUUACAGCAGGCUUUUCCAAGGUCAAAGAGCAGCAAUGUUAAGUCUUCUUAGAUAUAAUGCUAACUUGACAAAAAUGAAAAACACUUUAAUCUCAGCGUCACAGCAACUGAAAGCUAAAUUGGAAUUUUUUCACAAAAGCAUUCAGCUUGACUUGGAGAGAUACAGUGAGCAGAUGACAUACGGGAUAUCUUCAGAAAAAAUGCUAAAAGCAUGGAAAGAAAUGGAAGAAAAGGCUAUCCACUAUGCUGAGGUUGGUGUCAUUGGAUACCUAGAGGAUCAGAUUAUGUCCCUGCACACUGAAAUCAUGGAGCUACAGAAGAGCCCCUAUGGAAGACGUCAGGGAGACUUGAUGGAAUCUCUAGAACAGCGUGCCAUUGAUUUAUAUAAGCAGUUAAAGCACAGACCUGCAGAUCACUCUUACAGCGACAGCACAGAGAUGGUGAAGAUAAUUGUGCAUACUGUGCAAAGUCAGGAUCGAGUUCUCAAGGAGCUAUUUGGCCACCUAAGCAAGUUGUUGGGCUGUAAGCAGAAGAUUAUUGAUCUACUCCCCAAAGUGGAAGUGGCCCUCAGUAACAUCAAAGAAGCUGACAAUACUGUCAUGUUUAUGCAGGGAAAGAGGCAGAAAGAAAUAUGGCAUCUCCUUAAAAUUGCAUGUACCCAGAGUUCUGCUCGAUCUCUUGUAGGAUCCAGUUUAGAGGGUACAGUAACCCCUCAGGCAUCAGCCUGGAUUCCCCCGACUUCAGCACAACGUGAACAUCCUCUGUCAUGCGUGGUAACUCCUCAGGAUGGAGAGACUUUCACACAAAUGAUAGAAGACAAUUUGAAUUGCCUUGGCCACUUAAGCACUAUUAUCCGUGAAGCAAAUGAGGAGCAGAGCAGUAGUGUGAUGAGUCUAGAUUGGAGUUGGUUAGCAGGAUGAUAAGCCACUUGUGCACUGACCCCAAACCUGUGGAAGUUGUUGCUGCACACAUUGGAAAUUUUUCACCCAUCUUCAGAUAUGUCAGCUGGAGAAAUGGCAGUGAUCAUAAACUACACCUGAUUUUAAAAGCGCAAUGCUUUGAUUUUGAAUAUUUUUAAAGUCUAAAACAAAUAGGAUUUUAUAUAGAAGUCACUGGACUUGAUGAAAUAUAUUUUUAAUAUCUAAGCUACUUAUGGUAAUCAUUAUGACCCAUUUUUCUAAGACUUCGGAAAACAUUAUUUAUUUAACUGACUGAAAGUAACUUUUAAAGUUUUUACUUUUGAGCAUAAAGCCAAGUUUAGAGGAAACCUCAUUUGGUGUUUUGGCUACCUGUGCUUCUGUGGAAGAGACUGUUCACAAGUGCACUUUGUGGCAUCAUAUGGAGUGUUCUCGAUUUUUAAUUUUUACAGUUCUCAUCUUACAGAAGGGAUUGUGCAUCUUUGCUUUACUACCAGUUGACUCUCUUAAUCAUGGUGUGUGCUCUGUUAAUAUGUAUUUAAGAUGUACAUUUAAUAAUAUCAGAGAGAUGUCUGUUAAUUUAUAAUGUAUUUCAAAGGUUAUAGUUAUGAGUUUUUUCACUUGUAAAAAUGAUCAUUUGUUUAAACAAUAUUGUGUCUUGUGAUAUGUUUAUACAUCUAUAUAUACAUAUGUAUAUACGUCUGCACUCCUUUGUAAUUACAACCCCAAAAAUCUAAAAAGCUAUGAAAGCAAAGUUUUUAUCCCAUAAACCUGUAACAAAACACUUGCAAAUAUAAUCUAGACUGACAUUUAUUCUACUUAUCCCAUUUAGUGUGAAUAUCGAUUUAUUUUGCUGCAGAAAAAGUCACAUGUGUGAUCACUGCAGGGGGUGAGAGGGGUGCUGCCAGACUUGGCUGAGGGUUCGUGUAGAAUGGCGUAUGCACUGAGUUACCUUCCUCAAAUCUGAACAUUUCAUAUUUGUGAAGUAUCUGGCUCCACAGAUAAACAACUGUGGAUCUCUAUUAUCUGCUAAAUAAUUUUAGAAGCUAUUAUUUGGUUUUUUUUCUUUAAUGUGAAAUGCUUUUAUAUUAUAGUUUUUCACUUUGUGUAUUAAAUGAUUUUUAAACUAA
Molecule: messenger RNA, 3459 nt
Organism: Ochotona princeps (American pika)
Lineage: Eukaryota; Metazoa; Chordata; Mammalia; Lagomorpha; Ochotonidae
Gene: CHUK
Product: component of inhibitor of nuclear factor kappa B kinase complex
Exons: 21
Coding region: 95-2332 (745 amino acids)
Biological process (GO): peptidyl-serine phosphorylation; tumor necrosis factor-mediated signaling pathway; positive regulation of transcription by RNA polymerase II
Cellular component (GO): cytoplasm; IkappaB kinase complex
Molecular function (GO): IkappaB kinase activity; ATP binding
Source: RefSeq, a predicted model, not a curated record